This is a messenger RNA of Sycon ciliatum, 1560 nucleotides long. RefSeq lists its product as uncharacterized. Bases 331 to 639 code for a protein of 102 amino acids. Lineage: Eukaryota; Metazoa; Porifera; Calcarea; Leucosolenida; Sycettidae. The transcript has 4 exons. The record is from RefSeq and is a predicted model, not a curated record.
UUUGUGAAAAAGGGAGAGCCUGCUUCCAUGCGACAGCUAGCUGCCGCUUGAAUGGACCGUAGAAUUAUUUGAUUAGUUUACCAAUAACGACGCUGGGACUGUCGAAACAAAUCGUUCACGGAAAAAGGACCCCACUAGUACUUGAACAAAUUCGGAAGAGAAAGAUGAAGUGAACACAUCAACCGAUAGCGAAAUGUCGAGCGCAAAAAGGUCUGCUGCGGCGUCAUCAAGGUCUCCUACAGCAUCAUCUUGAUCUGCUGCAUCAUCAUCGAGGUCUGCUACAGCGUCAUGGAGGUAGGCUACAGCGUCAUGGAGGUCUGCUAAAGCGUCAUGGAGUCCUGCUACAGCGUCAAGGAGAUCUGCUACAGCGUCAUGGGGGUCUGCUACAGCGUCAUGGAGGUCUGCUACAGCGUCAUCCAGGUCUGCUACAGCAUCAUCGAGGUCUGCUACAGCGUCAUCGAGGUCUGCUACAGCGUCAUCAAGGUCUGCUACAGCAUCAUCCAGGUCUGCUACAGCGUUAUCGUGAUCUGCUGCAUCGUCAUCGAGGUGUGCUACAGCGUCAUCAAGGUCUGCUACAGCGUCAUCGAGGUCUGCUACAGCGUCUUGGAGGUCUGCUACAGCUUCAUGGAGGUCUGCUAAAGCGUCAUGGAGGUCUGCUACAGCGUCAUGGAGGUCUGCUACAGCGUCAUGGAGGUCUGCUACAGCAUCUUGGAGGUCUGCUACAGCGUCAUGGAGGUCUGCUACAGCGUCUUGGAGAUCUGCUACAGCGUCAUGGAGGUCUGCUACAGCUUCAUGGAGGUCUGCUACAGUGUCAUCAAAAUCUGCCGCAGAGUCAUCGAAGAUACCAUCCACACGUGAUGCUGGCUUCCGUUGCUCGUCACACUGACGUGCAUCAAACUGGACAGUGGACAAGUGCAACACACUAUCGCUAUUGCAACCAAGGACUGUGAUGCAGUGGGCAUCGGCAUCCAGCUGGGGAUCGGACACAGAGCAGAGUUGCGGACAUGCAAGCCCAGUGCGCACGUGCUGCGUGGAGGAGACAAACUUCACUUUGGUUGCCCUUCAUGGAGCGUUGGAAGAACGUGCAUCGGACUGAACUGUUGGCCACUGUAAUGCAUGCCAUUGCUGCUGCAAACAUCUACAGUGAUGCAGUGGACAUCAACGAUCAACUUUAAAUUUUUCAUGUGUCUGAAAAAAUAUUUUUUUCUGAGUGUGCUGCUUGUUUGCCGCUUGUUGCCGCUAUCUUGGUUGUUGUUUGUGGAUCAUGGUCGUCGUUAUGUCAUAGCAGUGGGCUUGUGCACGUGUGUGUGAUGAGGAGAUGCUCCCCGCAUGAAACUAACGGUUGCCAGCAUGACUGCUUGUACCCCAUGGCCUUACAAGGAGCGCAACAUGUAUUCUUCCCCUAUUGUCAACCACUCAGCAGUUUACAGAUUGUUGAAUUCUAAUGCCGGGAGAGCUGGGUGAUUGGAUGUGACAUCGUUGCUUGUAACGUGCAGUGUACCAUGCUUCUGUGGCAUUGUCCUGUGCAGGGCCUCGGGGGCCUUCCUGCCGCUUGAAACG